AGUAUGUUGGCCAGUGUAUUGAAGAAAUUAAAGAGGAACUUCGACAUGGUAACAUUGCAGUCAAGGCAAAUGCUGUUGCAAAACUUUGUUAUUUACAAAUGUUGGGCUAUGACAUCAGUUGGGCUGCUUUCAACAUAAUUGAAGUUAUGAGCUCAACAAAGUUUACUUUCAAGCGUACUGGUUAUUUGGCUGCAUCUCAGAGUUUCCACAAUGAAACUGAAGUUUUGAUGUUAACAACAAACAUGAUAAGGAAGGACCUAAACAGCCAAAAUAUAUAUGAUGCUGGUGCUGCAAUGACAGGACUGUCGUGUUUUGUUACACCAGAUUUAGCACGUGACCUUGCCAAUGACGUGAUGACUCUUUUGAGUUCCACAAAACCUUAUCUCAGGAAGAAAGCUGUGCUUCUGAUGUAUAAGAUAUUCCUAUGUUUUCCUGAUGCUUUAAGACCAGCCUUUGCCCGACUAAAGGACAAACUGGAAGACCUUGAUCCAGGUGUUCAGUCAGCUGCAGUCAAUGUUAUCUGUGAACUAGCUCGUAAAAAUCCAAAAAAUUAUUUGUCACUUGCACCAGUUUUCUUUAAGCUCAUGACAAGUUCUACAAAUAACUGGAUGCUUAUUAAGAUAAUCAAGCUGUUUGGUGCUCUGACCCCGCUAGAACCUAGGCUGGGUAAAAAGUUGAUAGAACCCCUCACUAAUUUAAUUCACAGCACAUCAGCCAUGUCUCUUCUUUAUGAAUGCAUCAACACAGUAAUAGCAGUUUUAAUUUCUAUAUCUUCAGGCAUGCCCAACCACAGUGCAUCAAUUCAGCUGUGUGUCCAGAAACUUAGGAUACUUAUUGAAGACUCAGAUCAAAAUUUAAAGUAUUUAGGUCUCUUGGCUAUGUCUAAGAUAUUGAAGACUCACCCUAAAAGUGUCCAAGCCCACAAAGAUCUAGUUCUACAGUGUUUGGAUGAUAAAGACGAGUCAAUCAGACUUCGUGCUUUAGACUUGCUUUAUGGAAUGGUGUCUAAAAAAAAUCUAAUGGAAAUUGUAAAGAAACUGAUGUUGCACAUGGAUAAAGCUGAAGGCACAAAUUAUCGUGAUGAACUUCUCUCAAAGAUCAUUGAUAUUUGCUCUCAGAACAAUUAUCAGUACAUCACCAACUUUGAGUGGUAUGUAAGCAUUUUGGUGGAAAUUACAAGGAUAGAAGGAACAAAACAUGGAGCUCUAAUUGCCUCACAGAUGCUAGACGUGGCUAUCAGAGUCCCAGCUAUCCGAUCCUUUGCAGUCUCUCAAAUGGCAGUCCUGUUGGAUAAUGCACAUAUGCUAGUGGGGAACACGCAGAGAAAUAGUAUCUACGAAGUUCUUUAUGCAGCGGCUUGGAUUUGUGGAGAGUUUGCAGAGAUGCUUAGUGAUCCAAGAGGGACUCUUGAAGCUAUGCUGAAGCCAAAGGUGACAGUUUUACCUCCACAUAUCCAAGGUGUCUAUGUACAAAACAUAGUAAAAUUGUACUCUAGGGUUGUUGCACAGCUUGAAGCUGAGGAUAAUAAGGAAGAAGCUGAAGCCCUGGGUGAACUUCUGGUAGAAAAGCUGCCAAUGUUUGUGCAGAAUGCCAACUUGGAAGUGCAGGAUCGGGCUUGUGGUGCUCUUCAACUUAUCAAGCAACUUAUUAAGCUUCAAAGUAAAGGAGAAGUGAUAGGAGAGGAGUUGCAAGCCCUUUUUUCAGGAGAAUUAAAUCCUGUAGCUCCUAAAGCCCAAAAGAAAGUGCCUGUUCCUGAAGGCCUUGAUUUAGACCAAUGGAUCAAUGAACCUCCCUCAGAAUCAUCCUCAGAAGAAGAAGUAAGGGGAGACAUCUUUGUGAAAAGUGAUCACAGGAUGAUUCAGCAGAAUGAUGUACAUAAAAUGCCUGAACUGACAGAGGAAGAACUAGAAAAGAGGAGAAAAGCCCGUAAACAAGAACAAGCUAAUAAUCCACAUUAUCUGAAAGCCACUACUCCUUCAGGAAAGUCAGGUCUCAUAUCUUCGGACAAGUACCUCCAAGUAACAGGCAAUACAUCAAAGUCUCGAAAAACAAAGAAAACACGAAAGAGGAGCAAAAAAGGCAAAUCUGUGGAGUCGGAAAGUGAUGAAGACAGUAUUCGGUCAGUCCAUGUUGUGACCAUAACUGAAGGAGAAAUGCCUGAGGGAGCAAAAAGUUCUGAUGACGAUGAAGAUGAAAGAAACUCGAAUGAUCCCCACAAAGCAUUGAAUAUUGAUUUAGAGGAACUACCAUUAAAUAAUGAAGAUAAUGUCCAAAGCCAUCCAGUUUCUCCAUUAAGUACUAAUGCACCUGGAAAAGUAAACUUGAAAGAUGAAAAGAAGAAGAAACGUCGAGGGGAAAAAGAGCAUAAAGAAAAGACAAGAGAGAAGAAGGAUAAAUCAAGGGAGAAGCACAAAAAAAAGAAGCAAAAAGAAGAAGACACUGACUUGGUUUCAUCCCAAUUAAUUGAAGAGAAAAGCAAAGAAGAGCCUGUUACUAAUGGGUUAUCACCAGAAUCUGCAGAUAAAAAUGAACAGACAGAGAAGCAGAAAAAUGCUGAAAACACCAAAGGACAGCUGGAUGAUAUAGAGUUCUGGCUCUCUCCAAAUGACUCGUCGCAGAGACCAAACAGUGAAUUAGGUGCUAAAGUUUCUAGCUCUCCUGUACCUCCUUCAGAUUUAAAUCUUGAUUCAGUGAAAGUUAAACAGGAAAAGGAAGAAAAAAUGAGCUCAAAACCAGAGAAAACAAAGAAAAAGAAGAAAGAAAAGGAAAGGAAAAGCAAAAAGGAAAAAAAGAAAGUACGAGAACACCAUGAUUCUCUGCUACAGGAAGAUAGUCCAAAAGACAAGGCAGAAUAUGAAGAAGCUCCUGGUAUAGCAACUCCAUCAAAAGAACCGGGUUCCAGUCUGGCACAAACACCAAUGACUCCCUCUAUGCCUCCAGCUUCUAAAUACAGAUUAUUAGCUGAAGAUAAAAAUAUGAAACUGAUCUAUGAAACUAGGGUGCUUCCAAACUCCAGUAAUCAGAUCGUUGUGUCCAUAAUUUUCACCAACCAGUGUGGCUAUCAUGUCAAAGAACUAGAGUUUAACAUACUUGACACAUUGAACACCAGGCUUGCAAGAGGGACUGAUGGAAACAACCAAAACAGUGUCAAAGUGCCAUUUCAACUGCCACCAGGAACUACUAAUGAGGGACAGUUUGCUUUUGAUGUAGAUAAAGUGGUUAUGCCACAGAUGUUAAGAGGUACAUUCACCUACAUGAUUGUGACUGAUGGGGGAUCAACCCAUGAAAAACUUGAUUUUAAGCUGCAUCUUCCAGUUUCAGCUUAUUUUAUUGGGUCCAUGUAUAAAAGGGAUACAUUCACUGAGUUACUAAGUAGUGGUGAUCUUUCAGCAAAAAAUACCUUAAUUCUAGAAAGAGUAGAUUACGAGUUUUCCCACAUGCUCUCCAAAAUCUGCUUCCAUUGUCAUUUUACAGUUGUAGAACAGGUUGCAUUGAGUGCCUCUUUAUACAGUCGAUCAAUUCAAGGAGAUCACGUUUGCUUAUUAGCCAAGCAAGUGAAUUCCAAGUUAACAAUAGAUGGCAAGAGCACCAACAGUCAACUUCUAUCCAGCAUCUUAGACGAAGUGAAAAUUUUGCUUAAUCCCACUGAGAAUGUUUCUCCCUGUGAAUGAAGCAACCUGAGGUUUUAUAUGUAAUACAAAACUUGUAACAAAUUACAAGAGAACAAAGACAACAGAAUCAAAGACAUCUGUUUUAAGUGUGCUUUUCAUUUGUUGCCUAAGCAAAACAAGUUGAUCAUUAGACACUGUUGAAAUACUGGUACCCUUCCCUAGCUUCCCAGUGCCCAAGUUUUAAAAUAGUAACUAACAGUAUGGUGUUUCUAUAAUUUAUCACUGAAGUAGUCAAUUGUUUUAUUAAAUAAGAAUGUUUGUUGAGCACUUUAGAUAAAAGUGUCAUUUAAAACACUUUCUAAUGUCUUGAAAAAAAGAGUAUGUACAAAAAUGUGAUUCAUAAUUACUAAAUACAAGUUCUGCUUCAAUUAUGAUAUAUUAUAAAGUGUGUGUAAAUCUCCAUGUUUUGCUUCAGUCCCUGCACAUUGUAAAAUUCUUCAAAGGUUUUAUCAUUUCCAGCAGUUACAUUCCAAAAUUUAUUAGAGUCUUUGCUAAUUCAAAGUUGUAAUUUCAGUGUCAUCAAGUUUUCAAAAA
Molecule: messenger RNA, 4205 nt
Organism: Limulus polyphemus (Atlantic horseshoe crab)
Lineage: Eukaryota; Metazoa; Arthropoda; Merostomata; Xiphosura; Limulidae
Gene: garnet
Product: AP-3 complex subunit delta-1-like
Exons: 31
Coding region: 99-3671 (1190 amino acids)
Biological process (GO): neurotransmitter receptor transport, postsynaptic endosome to lysosome; Golgi to vacuole transport; synaptic vesicle budding from endosome
Cellular component (GO): presynaptic endosome; AP-3 adaptor complex; terminal bouton
Source: RefSeq, a predicted model, not a curated record